AUGUCACUCACUGAGCAGAUCGAGCAAUUCGCCAGUAGGUUUCGCGAUGAUGAUGCCACUCUACAAUCGAGAUAUUCCACUCUAUCGGAAUUGUACGACAUAAUGGAAUUACUGAAUUCUCCUGAGGAUUACCAUUUUUUCUUACAAGCUGUGAUACCUUUACUUCUAAACCAGCUAAAGGAAGUUCCUAUUUCAUAUGAUGCGCAUUCACCGGAACAAAAGUUGAGAAACUCUAUGCUUGAUAUUUUCAACAGGUGUCUCAUGAACCAAACCUUUCAACCCUACGCAAUGGAAGUGCUCGAGUUUUUACUUUCAGUACUACCAAAGGAAAACGAAGAAAAUGGGAUAUUAUGUAUGAAAGUGCUGACGACACUUUUCAAAUCAUUCAAAUCAAUACUACAGGACAAACUCGACUCCUUCAUACGAAUAAUUAUUCAGAUUUAUAAAAAUACACCAAACCUUAUAAACCAGACGUUUUAUGAAGCCGGGAAAGCAGAACAGGGUGAUUUGGAUUCACCAAAAGAACCACAGGCAGAUGAACUUCUCGAUGAAUUCUCCAAAAAUGAUGAAGAAAAGGACUUUCCAUCGAAACAAUCAUCCACGGAGCCAAGGUUUGAAAACUCUACCUCAUCAAACGGGUUGAGGUCAUCUAUGUUUUCCUUUAAAAUCCUUUCUGAAUGCCCUAUUACAAUGGUCACUUUAUAUUCGUCUUACAAGCAGUUGACUAGCACCUCGCUUCCGGAAUUCACUCCUCUUAUUAUGAAUCUAUUGAAUAUACAAAUUAAACAACAACAGGAAGCGAGAGAACAGGCGGAAUCACGGGGAGAACAUUUCACUUCUAUAUCGACGGAGAUUAUCAACAGACCGGCUUACUGUGAUUUUAUAUUAGCCCAGAUCAAGGCCACGUCUUUCUUGGCUUACGUAUUCAUUAGAGGAUACGCUCCUGAAUUUUUGCAGGAUUAUGUGAAUUUUGUUCCUGAUUUAAUCAUAAGGCUUUUACAAGACUGCCCUUCUGAACUAUCAUCUGCUAGGAAGGAACUUUUGCAUGCCACUAGACACAUUCUAUCUACAAACUACAAAAAGCUCUUUUUACCCAAAUUGGACUAUCUGUUUGACGAACGUAUACUUAUUGGUAACGGUUUUACUAUGCAUGAAACAUUAAGGCCCCUGGCUUAUAGUACUGUGGCAGAUUUCAUUCAUAAUAUAAGAUCUGAAUUACAACUAAGUGAAAUUGAAAAAACAAUAAAGAUUUACACUGGAUAUCUAUUGGAUGAGUCAUUAGCCUUAACUGUACAAAUCAUGAGUGCAAAAUUGCUGCUUAAUUUAGUUGAAAGAAUAUUAAAAUUGGGAAAGGAGAACCCACAAGAGGCCCCUAGAGCAAAGAAAUUGUUAAUGAUAAUCAUUGACUCAUAUAUGAAUAGAUUUAAAACCUUAAACAGACAGUACGAUACAAUAAUGAAGUACUAUGGAAGAUACGAAACGCAUAAGAAGGAGAAAGCAGAAAAGCUCAAAAACUCUAUACAGGAUAAUGACAAAGAGAGUGAGGAAUUUAUGAGGAAGGUACUGGAACCAUCCGAUGACGACCAUUUGAUGCCACAGCCUAAAAAAGAAGAUAUCAAUGAUAGUCCCGAUGUUGAAAUGACAGAAUCUGACAAAGUGGUGAAGAAUGACGUUGAAAUGUUUGACAUAAAAAACUACGCACCUAUAUUAUUACUACCCACACCAACAAAUGAUCCCAUCAAGGAUGCUUUUUACUUAUACAGAACUUUAAUGUCUUUCUUAAAAACAAUAAUUCAUGACUUAAAAGUCUUUAACCCACCUCCUAACGAAUAUACGGUUGCUAAUCCUAAAUUGUGGGCUUCUGUUUCUAGAGUUUUUUCAUAUGAGGAAGUCAUUGUUUUCAAGGAUUUAUUUCACGAAUGUAUUAUUGGUUUGAAAUUUUUUAAAGAUCAUAAUGAAAAAUUAUCUCCAGAAACAACAAAAAAACAUUUUGAUAUAUCAAUGCCCAGCCUACCGGUCUCAGCCACCAAAGAUGCUCGUGAGUUAAUGGACUAUUUGGCAUUUAUGUUUAUGCAGAUGGAUAAUGCCACUUUUAAUGAAAUAAUUGAACAGGAACUGCCAUUUGUCUAUGAAAGAAUGCUGGAGGAUUCUGGGCUGCUACAUGUCGCGCAAUCCUUUUUAACAAGUGAAAUAACCUCCCCAAAUUUUGCUGGCAUCCUUUUAAGAUUCUUGAAAGGGAAAUUGAAAGAUUUAGGAAACGUUGAUUUUAACACUUCUAAUGUCCUAAUACGACUUUUCAAAUUGUCCUUUAUGUCCGUCAAUCUUUUCCCCAAUAUCAAUGAGGUUGUUCUUCUUCCACACUUAAACGAUCUAAUUCUAAACUCCCUGAAAUACUCAACUACAGCAGAAGAGCCUCUAGUAUACUUUUAUCUUAUUAGAACUCUUUUUAGAAGUAUAGGUGGGGGCAGAUUUGAAAACUUAUAUAGAUCGAUUAAGCCCAUACUACAGGUGCUAUUACAAUCUUUAAACCAAAUGAUACUUACUGCACGAUUGCCCCACGAGAGAGAACUUUAUGUGGAAUUAUGCAUCACUGUACCAGUUCGGUUAAGUGUGCUUGCUCCUUAUUUGCCAUUUUUGAUGAAACCAUUGGUAUUUGCAUUACAGCAAUAUCCUGAUCUCGUUUCGCAGGGUUUAAGGACCUUAGAAUUAUGUAUUGAUAAUUUGACCGCCGAGUAUUUUGAUCCUAUAAUCGAACCGGUAAUCGAUGACGUUUCGAAGGCCUUGUUUAACCUUCUGCAACCUCAACCAUUUAAUCAUGCUAUCAGCCACAACGUAGUCAGAAUACUGGGCAAAUUAGGAGGUAGAAAUCGUCAAUUUUUAAAGCCACCAACGGACCUCACGGAAAAAACGGAACUAGACAUUGAUGCGAUAGCAGAUUUCAAAAUCAAUGGUAUGCCGGAAGAUGUACCGCUUUCUGUAACGCCAGGAAUCCAGUCCGCUUUGAAUAUAUUGCAAAGCUACAAAAGUGAUAUUCACUACAGGAAGAGUGCUUACAAGUAUCUAACCUGUGUACUACUGUUAAUGACAAAAUCAUCAGCAGAGUUUCCUACGAAUUACACGGAACUGUUGAAGACAGCAGUGAAUUCUAUAAAGCUAGAGAGGAUUGGAAUAGAAAAAAACUUUGAUUUGGAACCAACUGUAAAUAAGAGAGAUUAUUCGAACCAAGAAAAUUUGUUUUUGAGGUUACUGGAGAGCGUUUUUUACGCAACUUCGAUAAAGGAACUAAAAGAUGACGCAAUGGACCUACUGAAUAACCUUUUGGAUCAUUUCUGCCUAUUACAAGUAAACACUACGUUGCUUAAUAAGAGAAACUAUAAUGGGACAUUUAACAUCGAUCUAAAGAACCCAAACUUCAUGCUAGAUAGCUCAUUGAUUCUAGAUGCUAUUCCCUUUGCCCUUUCGUACUACAUUCCAGAAGUUCGUGAGGUGGGUGUUUUGGCGUACAAAAGAAUAUACGAAAAAAGUUGUCUGAUAUAUGGGGAGGAACUAGCUUUAAGUCACUCCUUCAUACCGGAAUUAGCUAAACAGUUUAUCCAUUUGUGUUACGACGAAACAUAUUACAACAAAAGAGGCGGUGUCUUGGGUAUAAAAGUUCUCAUUGAUAAUGUUAAGUCGUCCUCAGUUUUCCUAAAAAAGUAUCAGUAUAACCUAGCCAAUGGUCUAUUAUUUGUGCUGAAGGACACUCAGAGCGAGGCCCCAUCUGCUAUAACAGAUAGCGCUGAGAAAUUACUAAUAGAUCUAUUAAGUAUUACGUUCGCGGAUGUAAAAGAAGAGGAUUUGGGUAACAAAGUCUUGGAGAACACACUGACGGACAUAGUAUGCGAAUUAAGUAAUGCAAAUCCUAAGGUAAGAAAUGCCUGCCAGAAGUCCUUACAUACAAUUUCAAACCUCACUGGAAUUCCUAUAGUAAAAUUGAUGGAUCAUUCCAAACAAUUUCUUCUAUCACCAAUAUUUGCAAAACCUUUAAGAGCAUUACCUUUCACUAUGCAAAUCGGUAAUGUCGAUGCUAUCACAUUCUGUUUAAGUCUACCAAACACAUUUCUAACAUUUAAUGAAGAACUGUUUAGGUUACUCCAAGAAUCUAUUGUCUUGGCAGAUGCAGAAGAUGAAUCACUAUCCACCAAUAUCCAAAAGACAACCGAAUAUAGUACUUCCGAGCAAUUAGUACAAUUAAGAAUAGCGUGCAUAAAAUUACUUGCGAUUGCUCUUAAAAAUGAAGAAUUUGCCACAGCUCAACAAGGAAACAUCAGAAUUCGAAUUCUAGCUGUUUUUUUCAAAACAAUGCUGAAAACUUCACCAGAAAUUAUUAAUACUACAUAUGAAGCUUUGAAAGGUUCCUUAGCAGAAAACUCUAAAUUGCCGAAAGAAUUACUUCAGAACGGAUUAAAACCUCUUUUAAUGAAUUUAUCUGACCACCAAAAGCUGACGGUCCCUGGUCUGGAUGCUUUAUCGAAGCUUCUCGAGUUAUUGAUUGCAUACUUUAAAGUAGAAAUCGGAAGAAAGUUGUUAGAUCACCUCACGGCAUGGUGCCGUGUUGAAGUUCUUGACACAUUAUUUGGCCAAGAUUUAGCAGAGCAGAUGCCAACUAAAAUAAUAGUAAGCAUUAUUAAUAUAUUUCAUCUACUGCCACCACAAGCUGAUAUGUUUUUAAAUGAUUUGUUGCUCAAAGUUAUGCUUCUAGAGAGAAAACUACGUCUUCAACUGGAUUCUCCAUUUCGUACACCACUAGCGAGGUACCUGAACCGUUUCCAUAACCCCGUAACAGAGUACUUCAAGAAAAAUAUGACGUUAAGGCAAUUAGUGCUUUUCAUGUGCAAUAUUGUGCAAAGACCUGAAGCAAAGGAGCUGGCCGAAGAUUUUGAGAAAGAACUCGACAACUUCUAUGACUUUUACAUUUCCAAUAUACCAAAAAACCAAGUACGUGUUGUUAGUUUUUUUACUAAUAUGGUUGAUCUCUUUAAUACAAUGGUGAUCACGAAUGGGGACGAAUGGCUAAAGAAAAAAGGCAACAUGAUUUUGAAAUUAAAAGAUAUGCUGAACUUGACAUUAAAAACAAUAAAGGAAAACUCGUUUUACAUCGACCAUCUACAAUUAAAUCAAAGUAUUGCAAAAUUCCAAGCUCUUUACCUGCGUUUCACUGAAUUAUCCGAAAGGGAUCAAAAUCCUCUGCUCCUAGAUUUCAUUGAUUUUUCUUUUUCAAAUGGUAUCAAAGCCUCAUAUUCCCUCAAGAAAUUCAUCUUCCAUAAUAUAAUAGCAAGUUCAAAUAAAGAAAAGCAGAAUAACUUCAUAAAUGAUGCAACACUUUUCGUUCUAUCUGACAAAUGUUUGGAUGCUAGAAUAUUUGUACUUAAAAAUGUCAUAAAUUCAACUUUGAUUUAUGAAGUGGCAACAUCUGGAUCUUUGAAAAGCUAUCUUGUGGAGGAUAAAAAACCUAAAUGGUUAGAGUUACUCCACAAUAAAAUUUGGAAGAACUCAAAUGCAAUUUUAGCAUAUGACGUUCUAGACCAUCAUGAUUUAUUCCGUUUUGAACUCUUACAACUGUCAGCAAUUUUCAUUAAGGCAGAUCCAGAAAUUAUAGCCGAGAUAAAGAAAGAUAUAAUAAAAUUCUGCUGGAAUUUCAUAAAGCUCGAAGAUACCCUUAUCAAACAAUCCGCGUACCUGGUUACAUCAUAUUUCAUAUCCAAGUUUGAUUUCCCUAUUAAAGUUGUCACCCAGGUUUUUGUUGCCCUAUUACGUUCUUCUCAUGUCGAAGCUAGGUACUUAGUUAAGCAAUCGCUGGACGUUCUCACCCCUGUUCUCCAUGAACGUAUGAACGCAGCUGGGACGCCCGAUACCUGGAUUAACUGGGUUAAAAGGGUAAUGGUAGAAAAUUCUUCUAGUCAGAACAACAUUUUAUACCAAUUUUUGAUAAGCCACCCUGAUUUAUUUUUCAAUUCAAGAGAUUUGUUCAUAUCAAAUAUUAUUCAUCAUAUGAAUAAGAUAACGUUCAUGUCAAAUUCAAACUCUGAUAGUCAUACUUUAGCUAUUGAUUUGGCGUCAUUAAUUCUUUAUUGGGAGAACAAGACCUUAGAAAUUACGAAUGUAAAUAAUACCAAGACCGAUUCCGACGGAGAUGUUGUAAUGUCCGAUUCUAAAAGUGAUAUUAAUCCAGUUGAGGCUGACACAACCGCAAUAAUUGUAGACGCUAAUAACAACUCGCCUAUAUCUUUACAUUUACGCGAGGCUUGUACGGCGUUUUUGAUAAGAUACGUGUGUGCAAGUAAUCACCGUGCCAUAGAAACAGAACUAGGAUUAAGAGCUAUCAAUAUUUUAUCAGAAUUAAUCUCAGAUAAGCAUUGGACAAACGUCAAUGUUAAACUGGUUUACUUCGAGAAGUUUUUGAUAUUUCAAGAUCUCGAUUCCGAAAAUAUUCUUUACUACUGCAUGAAUGCUUUGGAUGUGCUUUAUGUAUUCUUCAAAAAUAAGACAAAAGAAUGGAUAAUGGAAAACUUACCUACCAUUCAAAAUCUUCUAGAAAAAUGUAUCAAAUCUGAUCAUCACGAUGUACAGGAAGCUCUGCAAAAAGUUUUGCAGGUAAUAAUGAAGGCAAUAAAAGCUCAGGGUGUAUCAGUGAUAAUUGAAGAAGAAAGCCCUGGUAAGACAUUUAUCCAAAUGUUAACCUCCGUGAUAACUCAGGAUCUUCAGGAAACCUCAUCAGUUACAGCUGGUGUAACUCUAGCUUGGGUACUCUUCAUGAACUUUCCGGAUAACAUCGUCCCAUUAUUAACGCCUUUGAUGAAGACGUUCAGUAAGUUAUGCAAAGAUCACUUAAGCAUUUCACAACCGAAGGACGCCAUGGCUCUGGAAGAGGCAAGGAUUACGACGAAACUUUUAGAGAAAGUUUUAUAUAUAUUAUCUUUGAAAGUCUCACUCUUGGGUGACUCCCGUCGUCCUUUCCUCUCCACUGUGGCACUUCUGAUUGAUCACUCCAUGGAUCAAAAUUUUUUGAGGAAAAUUGUCAAUAUGUCCAGAAGCUGGAUAUUCAAUACUGAAAUUUUUCCAACUGUUAAAGAAAAAGCGGCUAUAUUAACGAAGAUGCUGGCGUUUGAGAUUAGAGGGGAACCUUCAUUGUCAAAGCUAUUCUACGAAAUAGUCUUGAAACUAUUUGAUCAAGAACAUUUUAAUAACACAGAAAUUACCGUUAGAAUGGAACAACCUUUCCUCGUAGGAACGCGUGUUGAAGACAUCGGUAUAAGGAAAAGAUUCAUGACAAUUUUGGAUAAUAGUUUGGAAAGAGAUAUCAAAGAGAGACUAUAUUAUGUUAUACGGGACCAAAACUGGGAAUUUAUUGCUGAUUAUCCAUGGUUAAAUCAAGCUUUACAAUUACUAUAUGGUUCUUUUAAUAGAGAGAAGGAAUUAUCUUUAAAGAACAUUUAUUGUUUGUCUCCACCAUCGAUUUUACAAGAGUACCUCCCAGAAAAUGCUGAAAUGGUAACCGAAGUAAACGAUCUGGAAUUAUCAAACUUUGUUAAAGGUCAUAUAGCUUCCAUGCAAGGUUUAUGUCGAAUAAUCUCUUCGGAUUUCAUCGAUUCUUUGAUUGAAAUAUUUUACCAAGAUCCAAAAGCAAUUCAUAGAGCGUGGGUUACGUUAUUUCCCCAGGUAUACAAAAGUAUUCCAAAGAAUGAAAAAUACGGGUUUGUUCGAUCUAUCAUUACAUUGCUUUCUAAACCUUAUCAUACCAGACAAAUUUCCUCUAGGACAAAUGUGAUUAAUAUGCUAUUGGACUCAAUAAGUAAAAUUGAAUCGUUAGAAUUACCCCCUCAUUUGGUCAAAUACUUGGCGAUAUCAUACAACGCUUGGUAUCAAUCGAUUAACAUCUUGGAAUCCAUUCAAAGCAAUACUAGCAUCGACAAUACAAAAAUUAUCGAAGCCAACGAAGAUGCGCUAUUAGAACUAUACGUCAAUCUACAAGAAGAAGACAUGUUUUAUGGUCUUUGGAGACGUAGAGCAAAAUACACAGAGACUAACAUUGGUUUAUCAUAUGAACAAAUUGGCCUUUGGGACAAAGCUCAACAACUUUAUGAAGUGGCACAGGUCAAAGCUCGUAGUGGUGCCUUGCCCUACUCACAGUCUGAGUAUGCACUAUGGGAAGAUAACUGGAUACAGUGUGCUGAAAAAUUACAACAUUGGGACGUAUUAACUGAAUUAGCGAAGCAUGAAGGGUUCACGGACUUAUUAUUAGAAUGUGGUUGGCGUGUUGCUGAUUGGAACAGUGAUCGUGAUGCACUUGAGCAAUCAGUAAAAAGCGUUAUGGACGUUCCAACUCCACGAAGGCAAAUGUUUAAGACCUUUUUGGCUCUUCAAAAUUUCGCAGAAAGCAGAAAAGGAGAUCAAGAAGUUAGAAAGCUAUGCGAUGAAGGAAUACAAUUAAGUCUAAUAAAGUGGGUGUCUCUGCCAAUUAGAUAUACACCAGCUCAUAAGUGGCUAUUACAUGGGUUUCAACAGUACAUGGAAUUUUUGGAAGCGACACAGAUAUAUGCUAACUUGCAUACAACAACAGUACAGAAUCUGGAUUCUAAAGCCCAAGAGAUUAAGCGCAUCUUGCAAGCUUGGAGAGACCGUCUACCAAACACAUGGGAUGAUGUCAAUAUGUGGAAUGACCUAGUAACAUGGAGACAACAUGCAUUCCAGGUUAUUAACAACGCAUAUCUCCCAUUAAUACCGGCACUUCAACAAUCAAACAGUAAUAGCAAUAUUAAUACUCAUGCAUAUAGGGGAUAUCAUGAAAUUGCCUGGGUAAUCAACAGGUUUGCACAUGUUGCAAGGAAGCACAACAUGCCUGACGUGUGUAUCAGUCAGCUGGCACGUAUUUACACCCUACCGAAUAUAGAAAUUCAGGAGGCUUUCCUAAAGUUAAGGGAGCAAGCUAAAUGUCAUUACCAAAACAUGAACGAAUUAACAACGGGUCUGGAUGUUAUUAGUAAUACUAAUUUGGUUUACUUUGGUACUGUCCAAAAAGCUGAAUUCUUCACAUUGAAGGGUAUGUUUUUGUCUAAAUUACGCGCAUAUGAAGAGGCAAAUCAAGCCUUUGCAACAGCUGUUCAGAUAGACUUGAACUUGGCUAAAGCAUGGGCCCAAUGGGGUUUCUUCAAUGACCGUCGUUUGUCAGAAGAGCCAAACAACAUUAGUUUUGCUAGUAAUGCAAUAAGCUGUUAUUUACAAGCCGCCGGCCUGUAUAAGAACUCGAAGAUUAGGGAGUUAUUGUGCAGGAUUUUAUGGCUCAUCAGUAUAGAUGAUGCUUCGGGCAUGCUCACAAACGCAUUUGACUCCUUUAGAGGCGAAAUACCCGUUUGGUACUGGAUUACUUUCAUUCCUCAACUAUUAACCUCUCUAUCACAUAAGGAGGCCAAUAUGGUUCGUCAUAUCUUAAUCAGAAUUGCUAAAAGUUAUCCUCAAGCUCUUCACUUCCAAUUAAGAACGACAAAGGAAGAUUUCGCCGUUAUCCAACGACAGACAAUGGCUGUUAUGGGGGAUAAACCAGAUACAAACGAUCGGAAUGGACGGCGCCAGCCUUGGGAAUAUUUACAAGAGUUAAACAAUAUUCUAAAGACAGCUUAUCCAUUGUUGGCCUUAUCCUUAGAGUCUCUUGUUGCCCAAAUAAACGACCGUUUCAAAUCUACUACUGACGAAGAUCUUUUCAGGUUGAUAAAUGUCCUAUUGAUCGAUGGAACGCUGAACUACAAUCGCUUACCAUUUCCUAGGAAAAAUCCAAAACUUCCUGAAAAUACAGAAAAAAAUUUGGUCAAAUUUUCUACAACUUUGUUGGCGCCUUAUAUAAGACCAAAGUUCAAUGCCGACUUUAUUGACAAUAAACCGGAUUACGAAACUUAUAUCAAGAGAUUACGUUACUGGCGAAGGAGGUUGGAAAACAAGCUUGAUAGAGCAUCAAAAAAAGAAAAUCUAGAAGUAUUAUGUCCACAUUUAAGCAACUUCCAUCACCAAAAAUUCGAGGAUAUUGAAAUUCCUGGCCAGUAUCUUUUGAACAAGGAUAAUAAUGUUCACUUUAUUAAAAUUGCCAGAUUUUUACCCACGGUCGAUUUUGUUCGCGGAACACAUUCUUCAUAUAGGCGUUUAAUGAUUCGGGGCCAUGAUGGCAGUGUACAUUCAUUUGCUGUUCAAUAUCCAGCUGUUCGCCAUUCAAGAAGAGAAGAAAGGAUGUUUCAAUUGUACAGAUUAUUCAACAAGUCAUUAUCCAAGAAUGUGGAAACAAGACGUCGCAGUAUACAGUUCAAUCUACCAAUAGCAAUCCCGCUAUCUCCACAAGUCCGUAUCAUGAAUGAUAGUGUUUCUUUUACUACCCUUCAUGAAAUUCACAAUGAAUUUUGCAAGAAAAAAGGAUUUGACCCGGAUGAUAUCCAAGAUUUUAUGGCAGAUAAACUAAACGCAGCGCAUGAUGAUGCUCUGCCUGCGCCAGAUAUGACCAUAUUGAAAGUUGAAAUUUUCAAUUCAAUUCAAACAAUGUUUGUACCAUCAAAUGUUUUAAAAGACCAUUUUACCUCGUUGUUUACUCAAUUUGAAGAUUUCUGGUUAUUCCGUAAACAAUUUGCGUCACAAUACAGUUCGUUUGUCUUCAUGUCUUACAUGAUGAUGAUCAAUAACCGUACUCCUCACAAAAUCCAUGUUGACAAAACCUCUGGUAAUGUAUUUACUUUAGAAAUGUUACCCUCAAGAUUUCCAUAUGAAAGGGUGAAACCAUUGCUAAAGAAUCAUGACUUAAGUCUUCCACCAGAUUCUCCGAUAUUUCAUAAUAAUGAACCAGUUCCAUUCAGACUGACGCCUAAUAUUCAAUCUUUGAUAGGUGAUUCUGCUUUAGAAGGUAUAUUUGCGGUAAAUUUAUUUACCAUAUCACGUGCAUUAAUUGAACCUGAUAAUGAACUGAACACAUACUUGGCCCUAUUCAUCCGUGACGAGAUCAUAUCAUGGUUUAGCAACCUUCACCGGCCAAUCAUUGAAAAUCCACAGUUACGUGAGAUGGUUCAAACCAACGUUGACCUAAUUAUUAGAAAGGUGGCACAAUUGGGCCAUUUGAAUUCAACACCUACAGUCACAACCCAGUUCAUCCUAGACUGUAUUGGCAGCGCUGUCAGUCCAAGAAACUUAGCAAGAACAGACGUGAACUUCAUGCCAUGGUUCUAG
Molecule: messenger RNA, 11235 nt
Organism: Saccharomyces cerevisiae S288C
Lineage: Eukaryota; Fungi; Ascomycota; Saccharomycetes; Saccharomycetales; Saccharomycetaceae
Gene: TRA1
Product: histone acetyltransferase TRA1
Exons: 1
Coding region: 1-11235 (3744 amino acids)
Biological process (GO): cellular response to stress
Cellular component (GO): nucleus
Source: RefSeq, marked reviewed